This is a messenger RNA of Astrephomene gubernaculifera, 2787 nucleotides long. The record is from the annotation of a GenBank genome assembly. NCBI's taxonomy places the organism in Eukaryota, Viridiplantae, Chlorophyta, Chlorophyceae, Chlamydomonadales, Astrephomenaceae.
GCUGCUGCUGCCCUCCCCGCUGAUCUGCCUGCGCUGGUCGACGUGACGGCACACGGGCUGGGGCUGCUGUGUGCUGCGCUGCAAGCCUGCGUGGCGGCCGUGGUGCUCAGGCCGCCUUCGCCACCCGCCGUCCCCGCCCUGCAGCUGGUCGGCCCCUCUGCCGCGGCGCUGGAGGACCUGCUGACGUCGUGUGCCAUACUGUCCGAGAGCUGCCUGGACAUGCCGGCGCACGGCGGGGUGCGGCGGCACAUGGCGCGAGCCCUCGCCUACGCCGCACCGACAGUGCAGGAGCUGCUGUCGGGGCUGCAGGAGGGGGUGGUGGCGCCGGUGACACCCGGGCGGCUAGCGCGCACCAUGAGUCAAGCGGCGGAACAGCGGCAGCAACAGCAGCAGCAUGAGGAGGAGGAGGAGGAGGGGGAUGAUGAUGAUGAUGAUGAGGAGGAGGAGAGGCGGUCUCCGCGGGAGGUUCGCGCGGCCCUGGCUGCGGCCGCGAGGCGGGCGCUGCGGGCGCUGCAGCGCAUACCCGUGUUAGAUGUGGCGCUGCUGCCGCGGCCCAAGCCGCCCGAGGAGGAGGAGGCCAGGGAGCCCGCUCCGCAGCCGGCAGCCGCCGCCCCUCGGAAAGGACGUUCUCACAGCAACGGCUCCAAGCGCGGUGCCGGCGGUCAGCCCGCCUCCGCUGACGAGCCGCCGUCCACCCAGUCCCCCGCCUCCGCCAGCAAGCGCCAGCGUACCUCCUCCGCUGCAGCUGCCUCCCAAGCCGCCGCCGCUGCCGCUUCUGCCGCUGCUGCGGCCACCAACACCAUCGCCGCCGCCGCAGCAGCAGCGGCAGCAACGACAACCAUGACAGCGGCUGGCGAUUUCCAAUAUCAAGACGUACCGCCGCCGCAGCAGCAACGGAUGCAGCAGCAGCUACAGGCAGCAGCGGACGUUGCAGGUGCCGGCAAUGGAGCCGCAGCUGCCGGGCAGACCAUGACCCGCGCCCGCUCCUCCUCCCUGGCGGCUGCGGCAGCAGCAGCUGUGGUUGAGUUGGCACAGCAGGCGGCAGCAGCAGCUAAGCGUGAAUCGGCGCAGCGGGGGGCAGCAGCAGCUGUGCUUGAGCCGUCGCAGCGGGCGGCAGCAGCUGCUGCCGCUAGCGUCCUCGCCCCUCCUACCGAGAAAGAUAUCCUCGCUGCUAUUGCAGAGGUUGAACAAGCACACCCUUCCCAUCAAGUAUCCGACGUUGCUGCAGUAGCAGCAGCAGCAGCAGCGGACGCCGCGCCUGGACGGAAAGGGGAAUUAGGAGGGCCGGCGGCAGGCGGGGCGGCGGCCAACAAGGAUGCGGCGGCGGCACCGCCAGCCGAGGUGGCGGCCACGGCGGUUGGGUUGCCGCCAUACCGAGCACCCUCUUCGGGAACUGCAUCACCGCAGCCUCCGCUGGCCUCUCAAGCAGCAGCAGCAGCAGCUUCCGACUCGGGGUGCGGGCAGCAACGUCAUCCGAGCAGCCGCACCGGAGACGGCACCGGGGGCCAGGCCGGCGGUGGCAGCGGCGGCGGUGGCGGUGGCGGCGGUGGCGGCGGGCAGCGUCUCACUGUGGCCGACUUCAAGGCCAGGUAUAACGAGAUGAGGAGUCAAAACGCGCAACUGGUUUCGCAGCUCGAGGAGCAGAGGCGCGCAUGUGCAGCAGCGGAGGCAGCACGUGCGGAAUCCGAGUCAGCGCGCACGGCUGCUGACAAGGCGUGCGCGGAGAGUGAAGAGGCACGUUGUGCCGCGGAAGCGGCGCGGGUGGCUGCGGUGCGGGCGCAGCAGCAGGCGGAGGAGGCGCGGGCAGCGCGGGAGGCGGAGGUGGCGGAGCUGCGUGCGGCGCUGGCUGAGGCGCGGGCGGCGCUGCAGGCGCGGGAGGCGGAAGCGGCUGCGCGGGAGGCGGAGUUGGUGCGAGAGCGGGAUGAGCGGCAGCGGUUGCAGCGGGAACUGGAUGAGCUGGCGGAUAUGGAGCUGUGAGGGGGGGGGCGAAGAAGGAAGUGAGAAGAAUACUUAAUGAGAAGGUUCCCAAUGGCUGGAACCCCACCCGAGACCCGACCCAGACAUCAUCGGACUGUCUUACGUGGUGGGGCUGUGAGGGGCGGGUGCAGAGGGAAACGCGACAAACUUGCUGGGAGAGGGACAUGACGUGCGGGUAGAGCUGUUUAGGGCUGAGGCUUGCCAUAGCAGGGUGUGCUAGCUGGUGUGUUGGUGUGUUGCAGGCUGAGACUGUGUUGGCGGCUGGGUGCAGGAUGCGGAUGCGUUGGGAGGGGGAGUGAGGAGGAGUGGGGAGAGUGUCAUUGCGUGAGCAGAGGAGGGAGGCAGAUCGGGUACAUUCUUGGACACAUGGCGGGUAACGUGGGGGCCUUUGGGGGCACUAGGGGAAGAGAGAAGGGCAAUGCGUGGAGAGACAUGCACUCACGGUUGAAAUCUUGCACAGGAAUUGACAUCCAUUAAAAGUGAGGCUUAUGCAAGGUGACCGGCACACCACGGCUGCUUAGGUUGUGUUGAUGGUAAUUCCAUGCACUGUUGGGCAAAAGCUCACUAUUGCAUGACUUCGUUGGCGUGGCCAGGCAGGGGCCCCUUUAUGCCCAUUAUGGAAAGGCAAGCAUGAAAUCUGCCCCAAAGGAGGCGACAGCGUUUGGAGUAAUGCUAAUUGGGCCCCCGUUUCUUAUUACUCAUACCGUGUAUCCAGUUUCCUUUACAGACAAUUUAGUAGGCUUAACCACUGCCGUGUCUUGGGAACACACUGAUUUGUAAGAAAUUAUGACUUGCCAUGACAAACACAAC